Messenger RNA from Athalia rosae (coleseed sawfly), 895 nucleotides. RefSeq names its product reactive oxygen species modulator 1. Gene Ontology annotation, cellular component: TIM23 mitochondrial import inner membrane translocase complex. Gene Ontology annotation, biological process: protein import into mitochondrial matrix; protein insertion into mitochondrial inner membrane. The record is from RefSeq and is a predicted model, not a curated record. Bases 438 to 680 code for a protein of 80 amino acids. The transcript is spliced from 3 exons. NCBI's taxonomy places the organism in Eukaryota, Metazoa, Arthropoda, Insecta, Hymenoptera, Athaliidae.
UUGAGUGUAAUAGCACAGAAUAAGGACUAGUAGAACUUAUUUCGUGGUAAUAGGCGGCACGAUUGAACUACGAACAUUAUAUGAUUUCAAAGGAUCUUCAAAAAACGAAGCUUUUAUCGUUCGUUAAUUUAUUCGCGCGUGCGCGAAUUGGCGUAACAUACUAUACUCUACGCGGCUCUCUGAAUUGCGGUGAUGGCGAGCGUUGAAUGAAACGAGUUGUUUAAGCUGGCACGAAAGUCUAGACAAGACUGAGCAAAGCAAGAGGGUUGAUAAGCCAUUAAAACCAGUGAGUACGAAAACGAGAUCCGUCCGUACUCUACCAAAAAAAUAGCUCUUCCGAAUGGUGUAGAACGACCGUAAGGAAUCGCGGAGAACAUAGACAUAACCAUAAAAAAAGACCUGCUAUCUACAAAGUUUAAUUGUAAGCACUGUUCAGAAUGCCUGUAGUACCCGGAGGCGCAUACCAACAGGGGGGACCCUCUUGCUGGGAUAAAAUGAAAAUGGGAUUCACGAUUGGAUUCUGCGUUGGCAUGGCAUCGGGAGCUCUAUUCGGUGGCUUCUCAGCGUUAAGGUACGGAAUGCGGGGUAGAGAGCUGGUGAACAAUGUUGGAAAAGUGAUGAUUCAGGGUGGUGGGACAUUUGGGACAUUUAUGGCAAUUGGAACUGGAAUAAGAUGCUAGUGACUCAAAAUAGUGAUACUAUUUAUGUAUUUUAGAACCUAUCAUGAACCAGCUACAAACAUUAUACCAUAUAAAUAAUGCUGUAUAACAAAUUGGCAUAAGACCAAUGGCAACUGCAUAGACAGUGUUUUGCAUUUCUUGUUUAAAUCACUCAGGAGUAAUGAAGAUGUAUCAAAACUUGUUAUCAUGGUCAAUAAAAUGAUGUGCACAGAAAA